This is a messenger RNA of Rosa chinensis, 1419 nucleotides long. Its product is annotated as F-box/FBD/LRR-repeat protein At5g22700. Gene Ontology annotation, molecular function: protein binding. NCBI's taxonomy places the organism in Eukaryota, Viridiplantae, Streptophyta, Magnoliopsida, Rosales, Rosaceae. The coding region runs from base 1 to 1419 and encodes 472 amino acids. The transcript has a single exon. The record is from RefSeq and is a predicted model, not a curated record.
AUGAGGGGAAGAGAAAGAAAAAGAAAAGCAAAGGGUGAUUAUGACUUGGUAGACCGAAUCAGUGCGUUGCCUGAUGAACUUCUCUCCAUUAUAGUCCAUUCCUUGCCUGUUAAGGAAGCGGCAGCUACUAGUAUUCUUUCCAGGCGAUGGAAGUAUAUAUGGAAAUCUUCAACAAAUCUCGACUUUUCUGAUGCUAGGUUUAUUGUUGGUAAAGGUUUUCGCGGGUUCCUUCAACAACGACGACAUGAUAAUCAUCAAAAUAGCCAGAGAUAUGUCAAUUCGGUAAAUCGUGCGAUUGAACAAUAUAGUAACCCAACCGUCGAACGAUUCAGGGCUUGCUUUAUUAUAGAUCCUCGGUAUACAGGGGACAUUGUUAAUUGGCUUCAAUUUGCUAUGAAUAAGAAAGUCGAAAUAUUGGAGUUAGAGUUCUACAUAGAUUCUGGUUUGACAUAUACGUAUCCUAUAUAUCCUUUUCCCCACAAACUGUUAGGUAUUGGAGAAAAGUCUGAGCUCCAGAACUCGUAUUCUUCCGACCCUCCAAGUCAUCAAUCUUGUGGAUACAACAUUGGAUUUAAGUUCCUCAAAGUUCUCCAUUUUCGUUGUGUUGAUGUGACUCGAGAAGUCCUUGAGUACUUCUUGUCUAACUGUGCAGCUCUUGAACGAUUAACUGUGAAUGCUGCUCACAAUUUGGUGGAUCUGAGAGUUGGUGGCCCCUCGAUUGCCUUGAAGCAUUUAACGUUAAUAGAUUGUUCUCGCCUCGAAAGUAUUGAGGUUUGUGAUGCAAAGCUUGUCUCUUUCCAUCUUUCUGGGAGAGAGGUGAAAAGACUGCUUCUCACUAGAGUACCGUUGCUUGUUGAGGUAUCCCACAUGACUGCAGUGAGUUCAAUAAGGCUUCUCCUCACCCAACUUUCAUUUUGUAUUUCCCAGUUAGAGAUUCUCAGUUUAGAUAUAAAUGGAGGGGACUACAAUUGGGAUCAUGUAUUUCCUAUAUUAUCAAAUCUCAGGCAUUUAGAAUUAAAAUUUGAUUCAGACUGUGAGAGUGAUCUUUGUAAUUUUACUCGUUUCAUUGGGGCAUCUCCCCACUUGCAUAGACUUGUGUUGAAGUUGCAGAACUGUACGCGUACGAAGCCUGAAAUAUGCAGGAAGAUAGGUAGAAUUGCCAAAUUCCCCCGUCAUUACCUCAAGGUAGUAGAGAUAGUAGGGUAUCGUGGGAGUCAUUGUCAUGUUCAACAUGCACUAUACUUUGUAAAGAAGGCUGUCGUAUUGGAGAAAAUUGUUAUUGAUCCUGUCCGACGUUGGGGUGCUUGGCUCGAUAGAGAUUUUAAAGAAGUGGAAGAGGAAAACGACGCAAGAUAUCAUGCUAAUCGUCAUCUCAGAAGAAAAGUGCCUUCAACAGUUGAAUUUGUAUGCCUGUCAUGA